Molecule: messenger RNA, 432 nt
Organism: Necator americanus (New World hookworm)
Lineage: Eukaryota; Metazoa; Nematoda; Chromadorea; Rhabditida; Ancylostomatidae
Exons: 1
Coding region: 1-432 (143 amino acids)
Biological process (GO): double-strand break repair via nonhomologous end joining; replication fork processing; DNA integration
Cellular component (GO): site of double-strand break; nucleus; condensed chromosome
Molecular function (GO): DNA topoisomerase binding; histone H3K36 methyltransferase activity; single-stranded DNA binding
Source: RefSeq, a predicted model, not a curated record
AUGAUCCACUAUACCUUUCUGAACCCGAGUGAAACAAUUACAGCAGAAAAGUACUGCCAGCAAAUCGACGAAAUGCACCAGGAGCUGCGAAGUUUAUGCCCGGCAUUGAUCAACAGAAAAGGAGCAAUCCUACUUCAUGACAACGCUAGACCUCACGUCUCAUUGAUCACACGGCAAAAGCUGCAUGAGUUGAACUAUGAAUCUCUGGAUCAUCCACCAUACUCGCCAGACCUUUCGCCUACUGAUUUUCACUUUUUCAAGCACCUUGAUAACUUCUUGCAGGAGAAACACUUCAGAAACCAAGACGAUGCAGAAACUGCCUUCGAUGAGUUCAUCGCUUCCAGAACCCCAGACUUUUAUGAUAUUGGCAUUAAGAAGCUCGUUUCUCAUUGGCAAAAGUGCAUUAAUUGUAAUGGAGAUUACUUUGAUUAA